CCAAUCAGAAUAAAGAUUUUCUCCAGACUUAAUUUGUGAUUGGCAGUGUGAGGGAGCGUGGCGGGCGACCCACGGACCCACAACACUACCCACACUACCCACAUGCGGCUCCCACACCCGCCACAACAAUGUCAGUGGCCUUCGGCAUAUAUAUUGGGUGUAGCUCGUGCUGUAUCGCCGUGAGUAAGGAUGGAAAGGUUGAAGUGGUGGCUAAUGCGGCUGGGGACAGGGUCACGCCUGCUGUUGUCGCUUUCCAUGAUAUGGAAGUGGUGACUGGAUUAUCUGCUAAGCAGGGAAUAAUUCGCCAUGGUGCAAACACUGUGUUAAAUGUGUUGCGUGUAGUGGGCACAGUGGAGGAUGAAGGAAUGUGUCCUUCGAGCAUGUCAUGCCGCCCAAACUGGGACAGUGGUCAGCCGCGUUAUUCAGUGCAGCGGGGAGAGAGGAUGGUUCAAAUAUCAGCGGAUGAAGUUCUUACUCAUAUAUUUUCACUGUUGAAAGAGAUUGCUAGUGCCCAUACCAGUGAGCCAGAACUGCCAGUGGUUAUUGCUGUGCCUGCAUGGAGCAGUGAGGGAACCAUUGCUGCAGUUAAGAAGGCUGCAAGCAAAGCUGCUUUCACUGUUCUGACUACAGUUACACAGCCUGCUGCUGCUGUCUUGACUUAUGAUCUCUUAAAUGAUAACAAACACAACACACAAGUGGUGGUUCUUCACUGUGGGGGCACUACAGUUGUGGGGUCGGUGGUUGAGGUUGCGGGUGGUAUGCUGACCCUGAAGGAGUCCAUUACUUCAUCAACCGUGGCAGGGGAUACAUUAACUGAUGUACUUGUUCAACAUUUUGCUACAGAAUUUUACAAGAAAUAUAAAGGUGAUCCCUUGGAAAAUAAACGCUCAAGAAUGAAACUUUACAAUGCUGCAGAAAACUGCAAGCAUGUUCUAUCUACCAUGGGAACAGCUCAGGUUUAUGUUGAGUCACUGUGGGAAGGAGUUGAUUUUUCAACAUCUUUGUCAAGAGCAAGAUUUGAUGGUUUAGUGAUGGCAACACUAUUAGCUUUUUUGCAGACAGCUAAGGAAGCUGUUCAGAGGUCUGGUCUCACUGUGAAUCACAUACAGAAAAUUAUACUGACUGGUGGAUCAGCCAAAAUCCCUCGCUUGCAGCAACUUGUGGGAGAAGCAUUCCCUCAAGCUGAGUUUCUGUGUACAGUUCCUCCUGAUGAAGUGCUGGCUGCAGGUGCAUCUACAGAAGCAUCGCUACUCUUGGGCCAGCCAAGUCAUUCUCCGACCACCUCCUCCAUGGUCCCAGCCCUAGCAGCAUCUGUAUUUUGUAUGAUUCUGGGUAGUGAAAACAGCGAGUGUGUAUUUAGCAGAGGAACUCCCACUCACUCCCGCCAGAGUUUAAACCUGGCUCUCCCAUCCCCCAUCCCCAGCAGCUGCUCAGUAGUUAUUUAUGAAGCAGAAGAGGCGGCAAACCAACCACAGGAAGAGGCCGUACUAGUCCAGGUUAAUGUCACAAGUCUGACUACUGACUCGAAGUUACUGAAAAUGGACUUCCAUUUAAAGAGUGAUGGUAGUCUUCAUGUUGCAUUACAAGAGCCAGAAGCCAAAAUUAAUCGUACGUUCAUCAUCGAGGCAGGAAGAAGUUGAGGAUAAUGAUUCUUAGUCAAGUAAAAGCAAUAUUCUUUUUUAGUUAUCAAUAAAUGUGUUAAUUAUUA
This is a messenger RNA of Procambarus clarkii (red swamp crayfish), 1708 nucleotides long. RefSeq names its product heat shock 70 kDa protein 14. Gene Ontology annotation, biological process: protein folding. Gene Ontology annotation, molecular function: ATP binding; ATP-dependent protein folding chaperone. Lineage: Eukaryota; Metazoa; Arthropoda; Malacostraca; Decapoda; Cambaridae. Gene Ontology annotation, cellular component: nucleus; ribosome; cytosol. The record is from RefSeq and is a predicted model, not a curated record.